AGAGCGAGGGAGAGGGGUGAAAAAAAAAAAAGAAUCUCGCUGUUUGUGUGGAGAGGACGGGAUGGGCUUGAUUAAAGCUGGCGGACGCCAAGGGUUGCGGAGGCGGCGGUGCUUUCCGAAAGAUCCGAAAUUUCACCUCUAGAUUCAGGUGGACGUAAAUGAAUGAAAGCAAUCUGGUGGGAUGCCGAUUCGCCGAGCACCCGCAACUCCGACCCAGGAGAAGGCUCCCUCUGCGGCUGCAGAGAAAGAAGCCACGUCUGAGGAGUCGCCCCCUGCUGGCGAGGAGGAGGCUGCAUCCUCAGCGGCCCCAGCUGAGGGGAACGCAGAGGAGGCCGGAGAGGACUCAAAGGAAGAAACUAAAGAGGAAGACAGUAAAGAAGAUAUUGUGAAAUGCCAGGACUGCGCGGCUGGACAGUGCUCAAGACACUGCUAUGUUCUCCUUCUAAGGAUGAAGGAUGGCUUCAAGUAUAAGAAAUCCAAAAGCAAGAAGGUGAAACGGACAAUUCCUGCGUGGGCUAGCGUCACCGCGAACAAAAACAUUCCCGUUACCAACUUUGCAGGCAGGCAGAACCAGGUGGAAAACGUCCUUGUCGAAGCUAUAGGGUCCUCUAACGAGAGGUCUGGGAUGUCCUUCCAGUCCGUCAUGAAAUAUAUGUUGAAAAAAUACCCGGGGAUGGAGCUUAACAAAAAGAGGUUUCUCAUCAAGAAGGCGAUGAAGAAACACUUGGAGAAGGGCACCAUCAAGCAGCUAAAGGGUAAAGGCCUUUCUGGAACCUUCGCCAUUGGAAAACAGCCUCCCCCAUCUAAGAAAGGUGCUCAGAAGCACGAGUCUCUGGGAGACGCCCUUCCGCUCAUCAUCACUCGGCUCUGUGAGCCCAAAGAGGCCUCCUACAAUCUGAUCAAGAAGUACCUGGAGCAGCACUUCCCCAGCCUCAACAUUGAAAACAGACCUGAUCUCCUGAAGACAGCCCUGGUCAAGGCGGUAGAGAAAGGACACCUGGAGCAAAUUACAGGGAAGGGAGCGAGAGGAACUUUCCAGCUGAAGCGCGCUGCCAAAGACGCUCAGCUGAAGGGCAGCACGUUGGAAGAUGCCAUCACGGUCGCCAUCACGGCGAUGAACGAGCCCAAAACCUGCAGCACUACGUCUCUGCGCAAAUUUCUCGUCGAUUCCAACAAAGACGUGAAGGAGAACCUGUUGGUGGCCAAUCUGAGGAGGACUCUGACCAAGUGUAAAGUGCUGGGCUGGAUGGAGCAGAUCACCGGUCACGGUUUCACGGGGACCUAUCAGCUCUCCUUUCCAUUUUACCCAAGUCCUACCACCCUGUAUCCAGACAAGUUUAAAGAUGCUCCAAAAAAGCCAGCAAAACAGAAGCGGACUGCAGAUUCCUCAGAUGAUGAUGACGACGAGGAGGAGGAGGAAUCUGAGGAAGAGGAGUCAGAAGAUGAAGCUCCAGCUCCUAAGAGGAAAUCCAGGGGGAGGCCUCCUCCCAAAGCCCGCCGCCCUCCACCAGCCAAGAAGCCCCGCAGCGUCAGCAAGUCAAAGGCCAAAGCCGCAGGUCGUGCAAAGAAGUCUCCUGUCAAGAAAACCGAGAGAUCGGGGAGGAACCCGUCUAAGAAGGAAACGGUUUCAACGCCUAAAGCGACACCUGUGAAGAGAGGCGCUCCUUCGAGAAAGUCCAAAACGCCCGCGGUCAAAAAGCUAAGCAAAAGAGGGUCCAGGAAAGCCCCGUCCAGAGAGUCCUCCCCGGAGGAGCCCAAAGUGGAAAAGGCGUCGGCAAAAAGCGGCUCCAGGCGACCAAAACCCGAGGAAUCCUACCCCGAGGAGCCCAAAGUCACGAAGGAGAAGUCAAAAAGUGGAUCGAAGCGGAUCAAAACCGAAGAAGAGUCCUCCCCCGAGGAGCCCGCGGCCAAAAAGCAGGCGCCCAGAGGCGGGUCCAAGAAGCCCGGCUCGGAACCGCCGCCUCCCGAGAAGGCCGGCGCCCAAAAGAACCAGAAAAGCAGCAAACAGUCGGCGCGCAAGUCCAAGAGAGGAAAAUAGUGAACCCAGGAGCGCCGUCCAGAAACGUGCCGCAGCAGCUUUGCUCUCGAUUUUUUACCAUCGUUUUUCUCUGUUUCAGAGGGCUGUAGUUUUAAAGGUUUGCUUUGUUUUGUUUGUUUUUUUACCGUAGAGUAAGAACGUCAUCUUAAGUUGCGUUAGCUGUGCAGGUGCGUGUGUUGAAGUAUUUUAAUUUUAUUUUUUACUCAUGAUGUGUAGAGCAGCUCGGUUAGUGUUGCUGUUAAAGCUGCCAGCUUGGGGAAAGCAUAGCAGGACGCACCUGACUGUACCUAGAACCCUGUUCAUCCAAUCAGUGCUGGCGGCUCACAUUCCUGAUCACAAACUGUUCAGUGUUUUUGUUUUUGGGGGUUUUCCCUAUUAUUUUUUUUUAUUUUAUUUUAUUUUAUUUUUUUUGUUUUUUUUUUAAGGUUGAAGACCUUAGACAGUCAGUGUUGCUGCUUUAUAAAAGAGAGAAAUUCAGACUGUUGUCCAGUGUCUUAAGACUCCAAUCCUGUACAGUGUGGCCAGUACAGGAUUAGAGUCUGAAAUCUUAAAACACAUUCACAACCUUUAUACUGUGGGGUUGGGGGGGGGGGGUAUGGGGGUGUAUGUUCAAGCAGCUAAUGUGUUAAUUUAACUGAGAAGAAAACACUUAGUAUUAAAGUCACAAAGAAAAAAAAAUGUCUGUUUGUGUAAGUAAGCAUAUACGUUGGUUUUAAUAGCCUCACCGCUGUUACUUAGUUCCAAAUGAUAUGACACGUGUUGUAAGAAAUGGGAGGAUACCAGCUCAUACAUACCCUGCAUGCAUGUAUUCCUUGUGUUAUGCAUUUUUUUUUCUUCCCCAAGUCAUUAAUAAAAUGGCUAUAUUUGUAAA
This is a messenger RNA of Fundulus heteroclitus (mummichog), 2909 nucleotides long. RefSeq names its product heterochromatin protein 1, binding protein 3 (gene hp1bp3). Lineage: Eukaryota; Metazoa; Chordata; Actinopteri; Cyprinodontiformes; Fundulidae. Gene Ontology annotation, biological process: nucleosome assembly; heterochromatin organization. The record is from RefSeq and is a predicted model, not a curated record. Gene Ontology annotation, molecular function: DNA binding; nucleosome binding. Gene Ontology annotation, cellular component: nucleosome; chromosome; nucleus. Bases 182 to 2038 code for a protein of 618 amino acids. The transcript is spliced from 13 exons.